Molecule: messenger RNA, 255 nt
Organism: Strongylus vulgaris
Lineage: Eukaryota; Metazoa; Nematoda; Chromadorea; Rhabditida; Strongylidae
Source: the annotation of a GenBank genome assembly
AUGAACCUUUACACUCCUGGUAAUGGACUGUUCGAAACGCACGUUACUUGGGAGGAUAUUGAGCAGGACAUGCAGAGAGAGCUGAAAACUAAGGCAAUUUUUGGUCCAAACAAGACUGCCAAGAAUAUUGGAGAUGGAAUAGGCUUCAUGUCAAGAGUUGUUCUCAUAGAACCAGACUGGCAGAAUCAGGACAAGCAACUUCCAAAGCAAUUUAUUGUUAAAGUAAGGCUCUUCCAAUCAAAACAUGAAGAGUAA